CUUGCAGUCAGGUUCGGUAAAAAAGAGACUUAUUUGAGAGAAUGAACUUAUUAGUAGCCUACGUGACACAUUCCAGUUGAUUCCCAUGGCUUUAGAGGUAGGUUAUUGUCGCUGUUUGGCCAGGUCCCCUGUGCGUUCCGGCGACUUUGCAUAGAUCGCAUCUGUAUUUCCGGAUCUUUUAUUACUGCUAUUCUUAUAAUGCAAGUGCGCUUUACUUCCUCCUUCAAAACGAAUAGAGGAACUGACCAUUUGCUGUUCCGUCAAGCUUGCAAUUGUGAGCGACAUUAUUUAGAACUAACGGGCAGAAGAUGAACAACUUUGCAUGAGAUAUUGGGCUCCAACUUUUCUAAAGAAUUGUUCAUCAGAUUUGGGUGCUGCGAUGGCAGGGCUGGGGCACCAGCAGGGCGAGAUGACGGAGUACAAGAAGAGCCUGAUCAAGCGUGACCUGGAGAUGGGCAUCGUCAUGACCGUCUUCCGCCAGAAGACGGAGCGGCUCACCGUGCAGGUCAUCAUGGAGACCAAGCAGGUGGCGUGGACCCGCACGGCGGACAAAAUCGACGGAGUGUUGGACCUUUCAGAGAUUCGAGAGGUUCGACCUGGCAGAAACUCUAAGGAUUUCGAGCGCUUUAAGGACUCGAAGUGCAAGCAUGAUGAGAACACCUGCUUUACAAUCUUCUAUGGGUCUCAGUUUGUGCUCAAUACCCUGAGUCUAGGAGCGGACACUGUGUCAGAAGCAGAGAAGUGGCUGAUUGGCUUGGAGCUCCUGAGAGAGGAGGCACUGGAGGCUCCUACACCAGACAUUAUUGAAAGUUGGUUGAGGAAACAGAUGUACUCAGUUGAUCAGUCGAAAAGGAACAGAGUCUCAUUGAAGGAGCUGAAAUCUCUUCUGCCACAAGUUAACUUGAAGGUCCCUAGCUCACGAUUCCUGAAGGACAGAUUUGGGGAGGUUGGAGCAAAGAAAGAUGUGUUGGACUUUGAGCAGUUUCAUAAAUUCUACAAUUAUUUAAUGUUUGAAAAUCAGAAGACUAUUCUGGAUGAGUUUAAAAAGGAGUCUUGUGCGUUUAUAAUGGGGAACACGGAUCGUCCAGACGCCUCAGCUGUCCUGCUUUAUGACUUCCAGCGCUUCCUGCAGCUCCAGCAGAAGGAGACCUGGGCGUACAACUUAAAUCAGGUUAGGGAACUGAUGACCACCUUUAUCGAUGACACCAUGAGGAAAACCGAUGACCCAGAGUUUACAGUUGGUGAGUUCCUUAAUUUCCUCUUCUCCAAAGAGAACUCCAUCUGGGAUGAGAAGUACUCUGAAGUGAACAACCUGAAUAUGAACAACCCGUUAUCUCACUACUGGAUCAACUCCUCCCACAACACGUACCUGACUGGCGACCAGCUGCGCAGUGAGUCGUCCACAGAAGCCUAUGUGCGCUGUCUUCGGCUGGGCUGCCGCUGCAUAGAGUUGGACUGCUGGGAUGGUCCAGACUACCCCAUCAUAUAUCAUGGCUGGACAAGAACGUCCAAAAUCAAGUUUGAGGAUGUGGUCAAGGCCAUCAACGAGCAUGCCUUUGUGACCUCAGAGUACCCCUUGAUCCUGUCCAUCGAGGAGCACUGCUGUUUGGUGCAGCAGAAGCAGAUGGCGGCCAUCUUUAAGCGGGAGUUUGGGGACAAGUUACUGGUGGAGCCAGUGGAGGAGUACGCAGAGCAGCUGCCCUCUCCAACACAGCUGAAGGGGAAGAUCAUCCUCAAGCACAAGAAGCUGAGCAUGGACGGCACCCUGGGGAGGAAGGACACUCGGAAAGGAGAGAAGCAGGGAGACCUCCUCAUCUGGGACCCUGUAGAUCAGAAAUGGAAUCGCCACUUCUGUGUUAUCUCAGAUGACAAGCUCUAUUACGCCGAAGACAACGAGGAAGACGAGGAGUUGGGGACAGUUGGUCAGGCAUAUGCGGACCAGCACAUCACUGAGCCCUGGUUCCACGGACGCAUGUCCGAGGGUCGGCAGACAGCUGAACGGCUCUUGCAGGAGUUCUGUGCGGACACCGGCGGGAAGGACGGGACCUUCCUGGUGCGAGAGAGCGAUACCUUCCUCACCGACUUCACCCUCUCUUUCUGGCGAGGUGGGAGAGUGCAGCACUGUCGGAUCCGCUCGGGCUCUCAGGACGGUCACAUGUACUACUACCUCACGGACAACCUGCACUUUCCCAGUGUGUACGCACUCAUCCUGCACUACAGGGACAGCCCGCUCCGAUGCCAGGACUUCAACCUGCGCCUCACCGAUGCCGUCCCACGGCCCAACCAGCACCUGCAGCAGGGGUGGUUCUACGGCAACCUGAGCCGGGGAGAGGCCGAGGAGUACCUGAUGAGGAUCCCACGCGAUGGAGCCUUCCUCAUCCGCGAGAGAGAAGAGCCCGACUCCUACGCUAUCACUUUCAGGGGAGAUGGUAAGGUGAAACACUGCCGUAUCCAGAAGGAGGGCACCAUGUACGUACUGGGUUCCUCCUCUGAGUUUGAGAGCUUGGUGGAGCUGGUGAACUACUUCCGGAAGUAUCCGCUGUACCGCAAGAUCAAGCUGCGCUACCCAGUGACCCGAGAGCUGGUGGAGAGAUUCAGCAAGGAGCGGGACUGUGGUUCCAUCUAUGAUAUGAAGAUGUACGUGGAGCCGAAUGAGAUUGAGUCUGCCAUGCCCCAGAGCAUGGUGAAAGCGCUGUAUGAUUAUCGAGCCACCCGGGCGGAUGAACUCACCUUCUGCAAAGGAGCUCUCAUCCACAAUGUGACCAAAGAUCCCCAAGGAUGGUGGAAAGGAGACUACGGGGGGAAGAUCCAGCUUUUCUUCCCAGCUAACUACGUGGAGGAGUUGUCAAGUAAUGCCAAGCCUGAAUUCCGAGACCCAGCAAUGGAGGAUAAUCCGUUGGGCGACUUGUGCAUGGGUCUGAUAGACCUCUCUAAGUGCAGUGUCUUGAGGUCCUCUAAGAAUGGGAUGAACCACGUGUUGAGUCUGAUGCCCAGUGACGAGCAGGAGGGCUCUCAGCAGUUUGACUUUGCCACGGAGACGGUGGAGGAGCUGUAUGAGUGGUAUCAAGUGGCGUGGCACAUCACCCAGCACAAGAUCAACAAAGAUUACGAGAUCAAGCAGCAGAAGGAGAACGAGACCAAAGACGUGGUGGCCAUUGAGAUGUCUGACCUCGUGGUUUACUGUCAGCCACGCAGCAAAGACAAGGACAGUUUCGUGAAGUACUCAUUUACAGAGAUCCGCUCGUUUGUGGAGAACAAGACCCCAGCUAAGAGCAAGUCCAAGGACUUCCUCAAGUACAACCGCAAGGCCCUGAGUCGGAUCUACCCCAAAGGUCAGCGCGUGGACUCCUCGAACUAUGACCCCUACCCGCUGUGGCUCUGCGGAGGCCACAUGGUGGCGCUCAACUUCCAGACAGCAGACAAGUACACACAGCUGAACAGCGCCCUCUUCAGUCUGAAUGGGCACACUGGCUAUGUGCUGCAGCCAGAGAUGAUGCGAGAGGAGGACUACGACCCCCAGCAGAGAACCUCAGUCAAGUACACCAUCACUGUGCGGGUGAUAGCCGCCAGACAUCUGCCCAAGGUGGGCCGCAGCAUCGUCAGCCCCUUUGUGGAGAUCGAGCUGUGUGGCCAAACAGACGAGAACAAGUUCAAGACUAUCGUCCGACAUGAUAAUGGACUGAACCCUGUGUGGCCUGCCCCUCCUGAGCCGGUCACCUUCACGGUACACGAGCCCGAGCUCACCUUCCUGCGCUUCGUGGUCAACGAAGAGGACAUGUUCUCUGACCCCAACUUCCUGGCCCAGGCCACAUUCCCUGUCAAAGGAAUCCGCUCAGGCUAUCGCUCGGUUCCUCUGAAGAACGGCUUCAACGAGACCAUGGAAUUGGCAUGUCUGCUGGUGUACAUCGACUUUCAGCAGGUGGAGAAAGCAGAGGAGGAGCUUUACUCAUCCUCCAGCCAAUUGCGUAAGAGGCAGGCGGAGCUAAGCAACGAGCUCUUCUUGUACGACGCGCACACCAACCUGCAACGCCCGGCGCCUCAACGCCGCGACGACCUCAUGCGGGAGUUCAGCACCAACGAGACGCAGCUGAUGAAGAUCCAGGACACCUGUAAACAGAAAAUAAAAGAGAAGAAAAUCAACAACAGCAAGUUCUACUCCUGAGAGAACGCCAAACCUCCAGCCGCUCUUUCCGGAACACACACACACACACACACACACACACACACACACACACACACACACACACACACAGACAAAAACACACAACAUUGCAUGACAUAACAAGGUCGCAGCUGUGUAUGAGCAGAUUGGUGCAUUUGAGCUGUUUUGAGGAAGUAGCAAGCCAAAGUUGGAGCCAAAUGCAGAAAUGCUGUGCGAUUUCACUCCACACCCAACGUGUGUUCUGGCCUCUCCUUCCUAUGAAGAACCCUCCGCCUGGUACUUAUCGUACCUACAACUUAACUAUAUUAGACACAGCCGUUCACUACUCUGGUAAUUUAAUUGAGGGAGGGGUGUGUUGGUGUGUGUGUGUGUGUGUGUGUGUGUGUGUGUGUGUGUGUGUGUGUGUGUGUGUGUGUGUGUGUGUGUGUGUGUGUGUGUGUGUGGGUGGGGGGUUGCUCAAUCCAGCUCCUUGGCACUCUGGCAGAUCUGGCUGCAUUAUCAGUGGCGCUCUUGAUGACCUUGAUACACUGUUCACCCAAUAGCUACAUUCCAGUCAGGUUGGACACUUCUGCACAGGGAAGGCCAAGGAGCUUGAUUUGAGCCUCAUGGCUUAAGUCAGAUAAUUGGGUGCCAUGGAUUUAAUGACCACAAAGUUACAUUUCAACUGGACGACUAGAGUCCUGCCUCAGUAGCCUACAUUCCUACUGGAAAACUCAGCUGAAAUCAAACUGUACAAGGUGUGUAAGCUUAAAGGAACUAUCAAAGACUUUCAGAGAACCUAGAAGCGCAUUAUGGGAUGCUGACCGGCAGUGGUACAAGAGGUAGAGCAUGUGCAGAGGCCUUCUUUGCCUGCCUGCUCCACAAACUUGGGGAUGGGGGGAGGGGGGUUAAAUGCUACAGAAAAAAAUGUGGUGGAAUGUCAUGUUUCUUGUCCUGUCUAUGUCCAAUAUUUCUUAUUCUGUAUGCCUAAUAAUAACAAUAAUAAUAAUAAUAAUAAUAAUAAUGAUGGUGAUAAUUACUGUUGUAGUAAUAAUAUUCCAUUUGUGUGACAGGUUUUUUUUUUUAUAGCUAAGUGUGAAUUAAGAAAAGAGGUUUUACUUGCACUCUGUCAAACUGCUGUGUGUGAAAAUAAACUGGUCCUCACUGUU
Messenger RNA from Sardina pilchardus (European sardine), 5310 nucleotides. It is a transcript of the gene plcg2, whose product is annotated as phospholipase C, gamma 2. Gene Ontology annotation, biological process: phosphatidylinositol-mediated signaling; phospholipid catabolic process; release of sequestered calcium ion into cytosol. The record is from RefSeq and is a predicted model, not a curated record. Bases 323 to 4162 code for a protein of 1279 amino acids. The transcript has 33 exons. NCBI's taxonomy places the organism in Eukaryota, Metazoa, Chordata, Actinopteri, Clupeiformes, Clupeidae. Gene Ontology annotation, molecular function: protein binding; phosphatidylinositol-4,5-bisphosphate phospholipase C activity.